UGAUCCAGACAAGAGGAUUUCAAUAAUGGCUGCGGAUAAAGCCAUCAUGCCCAAUAAUGAGUUUUUCGACGAUCCAGAAGAAGGUUCUGGGCUUGGAGGCACCACACUUCGAUCAGGCAAAUCAGCUUCACGAGAUGUUCAAAAUCACCGAGACCAACCAAAACGCGCACGCACGGAUGAAGAUGCCAGUUCAUCCACCACGAAAUCAAACAGUAAAGAAGGAAGUGGAUCUAAAAAGUCAGAUUCUACUAGUGACAAGCGUUCGGAGUCCAAAAGCGAUUUUGUAGAAAAAAUGGAGGUUGAUUUAUCUAAAAAAGCCAACGGUCUAAUAGAACCGGAGCGAGCUGCUAAUUAACUGGGUUUCUGUCACAUUGUUUGCUCUUAAUAAUUUUUGUAAAUGUCUUUGUCCCUGUUUUCUUUUAUACAAAUAAUCCCCCGUGAUUCACAUGAAUGUCAUGUUUAUGAUAUCCUGUGUUCAUUGUUUGUUUGACAUCUAACUAUAUGUAUUCUCUCUUCUUAUUUUCCGGAAUUGCCUGUCAUAUUGUACGCAUUUAUUCGACUUAAAUACUACUAAAUUGUACAGUUCCUGCAAAAGUAUACCAUUUGCUAUUCUAAUGUUCAGUGAAUUCAAUUUUCCUUAUAUGUUUUAUGAUAAAGGUAGGUAAUAAAAAUUUACAGUAUUC
Molecule: messenger RNA, 683 nt
Organism: Schistosoma curassoni
Lineage: Eukaryota; Metazoa; Platyhelminthes; Trematoda; Strigeidida; Schistosomatidae
Source: the annotation of a GenBank genome assembly